Ostrea edulis (European flat oyster) is the source of this 1744-nucleotide messenger RNA. RefSeq lists its product as uncharacterized. The coding region runs from base 104 to 1390 and encodes 428 amino acids. Gene Ontology annotation, molecular function: protein binding. The transcript has a single exon. Lineage: Eukaryota; Metazoa; Mollusca; Bivalvia; Ostreida; Ostreidae. The record is from RefSeq and is a predicted model, not a curated record.
CGCAUGCGCAGUGUUCAACUAUAUACGUUACCUGUAUUAAAUUGGGGCGAAACCACCUAUGGGGCGAAACCACACGAUCCUCUGGCGCGAAAAGUCAUAAAACAUGGAGGACCUACGCGAAAUACUUGAAGAAUUAGGUAUACCUAACGUUCUUGAAAAUUUCGAGAGGGAAAACGUUUCACAAGAAAUGAUAUGUAUGUUAUCGGACGAUGAAUUAAAAAGGUUGGGCAUAGAAACAAUAGGAUUGAGGCAUAAACUGAAACAACUUCUCGAUUUAAGGAAACAUCAACCUUCAACUUCUGUCAUUUCUGAAAGAUCGCGCCUAUUCAGCCCUUAUUCUCGCACUUCAGCAAGUAAACCUGGGAAAAGAUCACGUAAGAAAGAAAAGUUUAUCACGCUGCAUUUUCUCUGCUUGGCACACACAGGACAGAAGAGUGUCCCAAACGGCAACGAAAAAGAAGUUUUGAAUAAAGCAGGACUAGGAAAGAAAAAAAUUCUUUUGAAAAAAUCUGAUGAUGAGAAGGAAUUAGCAGAAACACUUAUUUCGAAAGAAGUAAAUGAAGAUGGUGAUUUUGUCGGCUUUCCAAAAUUAGCAGAUGGGGGUGGUUUUGAAUUACUUCGCAGUACUCAAAACUGCAGAGAUUUAACUUUAAUAAACUGUUCAUGGUCAGCUAAAGAAUUGCAGAAAAAUGUGAACCCACAGGUUACCAUAUACAUUAGACCAAUACAGAAAAAUUUAUCGACUGAAGCUAUCGUUAAUCGUCCUGAAAAAUUGGCAGAAUUGAGCAUUGAAGAAAAAUGUGUGACAUGUGGAAGAAAAUUUUUAGUAAGGGAACUACGAAAACACACAGAAACAUGUGACCAAGCACCCUCAGUUUCUACAGAUGUUGAUACUACCAGUAUAGUGCCAGUAACACAAAUCGUGCAAACUGAUGUACCAGUUGAUGUUAAUGGAAUGAGUUUUUUUCAGGGCCUAUUCGAAAGUAAUGACAUUACCCUUACAGUGGCCCCAACAGUUGAUAUCGAAAGUGUUGCAACCCCAUCGAUAGAGUUUGAAAAUGUUACAACCCCAUCCAUCAAGGAUGAAAGUGUUGCAACCCCUGUGCAUGUUGAAACUGUAACAGGUGUGACAAAUAGAAUAGUUAAUUUUUGCAAAACACAAAAUAUAUUGGACCCUGUUGAAAUUUUGCGUAAAGUUCAAAAUGAAAUGGUGACUGGUAGACCUUUGGAAGUCGUUGACGUUACAAAUAGUUCUGAAGGCGACACAAACUUCAUUUUGGUAGACAGAACUCAUCUUUUGGAGACAUCGUUUGAUGAAAUCAAAGGAAUUGAGGAUCUUAGAAAGACUUUAGAAGUACAGUUUUAUGAUGAGGUUGGUAUAGAUAUUUAAGAAAUGCAUAUAGAGUGAUGAUAAAAUUUGAAAAAAAUGGUAACAAAUUACUUUUAAGAACAAAUGUGGGGUGAUUAUGACAUCAAAUAUGGCAUCUUUGGUGGCCAAGGGUUUAUGAUCCUCUCCGCUUCUCUACAGGUGUAGAAAAGCGGAGCGGCGGAUCACAAACCCUUGGCUAGCGAAGAUAACAAUAUGGCUGAAGAGUAGAGAAACAACCUAGGAAUGCUAAAGUUUUAUUAUAUGAAGUGUGACUGUCAAAAUUCUAAAGGAUGAAAGCACUAACAGAUGACAAUAUUGUUGAGUUUAGUGAAUAUUGACUUUUGGGAGGGGGGAUAUUUUAUUAUUGUAUCAAGA